UGUGUGAUGCUGUGUCAUACAUGUCUUAGUGUACAGUGAACUUUGACAGUAACAGAUGUUUUUCAGUGAGUGAGUGUGGAGGAUGAGGAGGAGGAUGAAGAUUUUGUUGAACUCCUCUCAGGUGUCACAUUUCUCUCUGGCUGCUUACUCUGACCCUGGCCCAGUUAAAUAUGUAAUCUUCUUGGUUGUGCUGUGUUACUUCCUGUUGAUCAUUUUUGCUAAUGUGUUGCUGAUUGCAGUUAUCUGUAUGAACAGAAGUCUCCAUGAGCCCAUGUAUCUGUUCCUGUGCAGCCUGUUUGUUAAUGAACUAUACGGCAGCACGGGAUUGUUUCCAGCGCUGCUGCACCACAUCAUCGCCGACGUUCACACGAUCUCCACCUUCUUCUGCUUCAUGCAGAUCUACACGAUCCAUUUCUAUGGCAGCGUCGAGAUAUUCACUCUGAGCGUCAUGUCGUACGACAAAUACCUGGCCAUCUGUCACCCUCUGCAGUACCACAGGCGUAUGACAGCCGCCAAAGUGGGCGCAUUCACGGCGUUCGUGUGGCUGUACAGCGUGCUGGCCACUGUCGUGAUGAUAUCGCUGACGCUGAGUCUGCAGCUGUGCGGCAACACCAUCGACAAGGUCUACUGCGACAACUUCUCCGUGGUUCGGCUGUCGUGCUUCGACACGAGGGUCAACAACGUGUACGGGCUCGUGUACAUGUUCACCGUGAUCGUGUCGCUCAUCUUCCUCAUCCUGUUCUCGUACAUGCGGAUCCUCAGAGUCUGCUUCAACGGUUGUAGUCAGACGCGGCAGAAGGCCUUGAGCACGUGCACGCCUCACCUGGCCUCACUCAUCAACUUUUCGUUCGGGGCGUUCUUUGAGAUCGUCCAGGGCCGCUUUGACAUGAGCCGCGUCCCCACAACUGUGCGGGUCUUCUUGUCCCUGUACUGGCUCAUCGGUCAGCCGUUCUUUAACCCGCUCAUGCACGGACUCAUCCUGACCAAAAUACGUGUGGUGUGUAAGAGUUUGACCUUCAGGAAAUGAUGUGUGCAUCUGACAGAAGAUGAUGGAGUGACAUUAUCAUUUUUUCUGGAGUCACAGCAUAUCUAUUUGUAGGAGUCAUGAAUUAAUCAUAAUCGUUUUUUCCAUUAUAUUAAGGUGUGUUGAUUGUUUUAGUUUUGAUAUUAGUUUGUGGUAGGUGGGAACAGACAGUUGUAUGUAUAUGGGCAGGUGAAAAGAGUCCUAAAAUAUUCUACUCAAAUAAAAGUACCACUAUUUUGAUAACAUUUUACUUGU
Messenger RNA from Solea senegalensis (Senegalese sole), 1279 nucleotides. RefSeq names its product olfactory receptor 142-like. Gene Ontology annotation, biological process: G protein-coupled receptor signaling pathway. The transcript has a single exon. Gene Ontology annotation, molecular function: olfactory receptor activity; G protein-coupled receptor activity. Bases 83 to 1027 code for a protein of 314 amino acids. Gene Ontology annotation, cellular component: membrane. The record is from RefSeq and is a predicted model, not a curated record. Lineage: Eukaryota; Metazoa; Chordata; Actinopteri; Pleuronectiformes; Soleidae.